Dioscorea cayenensis subsp. rotundata (Guinea yam) is the source of this 1805-nucleotide messenger RNA. Its product is annotated as putative disease resistance protein RGA3. Bases 470 to 1783 code for a protein of 437 amino acids. Gene Ontology annotation, molecular function: ADP binding. Gene Ontology annotation, biological process: defense response to other organism. Lineage: Eukaryota; Viridiplantae; Streptophyta; Magnoliopsida; Dioscoreales; Dioscoreaceae. The transcript has a single exon. The record is from RefSeq and is a predicted model, not a curated record.
UUCAACUCCCGGUUCGACCCGGUCGAACCCAUUGACCUCUGAUCCUGGGCUUAGCCGGGUCUGACAACCUUAUGUAAGAGUCAUUAUUUGAGAGAGCUUUGAUUUCUCUCACAUUACAAGGAUAUAAAAGCAAAUUAAUAUGAUACGUAAAUAAAUUAAAUGAGUCCCUUUAUUUGGAGAGCUAAGCCGGGUCGGCCGGGUCUGGUUCACUGAGCCAAGCCGCGGGAAUAUAUGCAAAGACAGAAAGGAGGGAAAAGGAAACCAUACUUGGACUUUACUCUUCCAUACAUAUCCGGUUGAUUCUCUGAUCUCCUCAUCUCGUCGGUGACAAUCCAGACUUGGACUUUGACUCUUUCCAUACAUCCGGUUGAUUCUCUGAUCUCUCAUCUCGUCGGUGACAAUCCAGACUUAGACUUUACUCUUUCCAUACAUCCUGUUGAUUCUCUGAUCUCUCAUUUCGUCGGUGACAAUGGCCGUGGAAGCUAUUCUUGUGAAAGCCUUGGAACUGAUCGUCGAUUUGACAGCAGCUCCUGUCCUCCAAUAUCUGCGCCCAAUUUGGGGAGGAGUUGAUGGGGAGCUGGAGAAGCUCAACAGGUAUUUACUCCAAAUCAAACCUCUGGUUGAAGAUGCAGAGGAGAGGCAGCUCAUGGAUCAGGCUGUCAAGUCAUGGCUGAUGAUGCUCAGAGAUGUUGCCUAUGAUGCUGAUGACAUUCUCGACCAGGCCAAUACACAUGUCCUGCUCAUCCAGCGCAAGGCCCAGUUUUACGGUUCCUUGAAAAGCAAGGUGCGUGACUUUUUCUCUCUUCAUCAUAACCCACUCCUGUUUCAACUUCAGUUGGGGCACAAACUUAGAAGCAUCAACAAAAGAAUAGAUGAUGUCAUAGAGGAGAUGCACAAGUUCAAUUUUAAGGUUGCAGACAACAACAAUAACAACAACAGACCUUGGAGGAAUAGGCCACAAACGCAUUCAUAUGUACCUGAUUCAGAAGUGAUUGGCAGAGAUGAAGAUAAAGAGCAAAUAGUGCAGAUGCUGAUACAUGAUCAUUUUGAAGAGAAAGUGGCAGUGGUUUCCAUAGUCGGUAUGGGCGGUUUAGGCAAGACAACACUGGCUCAGUUGAUCUAUAGAGAUAGAAAUGUGAAGAAUCACUUUCAACUAUGCAUAUGGGUAUGUGUGUCUGAUGAUUUUGAUGUGGCAAAACUUGCUAGAAACAUCAUGCUCGCCUCCUCUAAGAAACCUUAUGCGGAUACAAACAUGGAGGUGCUACAUCAGGAUCUACGGCAAGUACUGGGGCAGAAGAGGUACCUUCUUGUACUUGAUGAUGUUUGGAAUGAAGAUCACAUGAAGUGGGAUGCACUUAGACAUCUGCUUCUUGAUGGGGCAGAAGGAAGCAGAAUUUUAGUAACCACACGCAAUGACAACUGCUCAAGAAUAAUGGGUGCAAAAAAAUCUUGUCUUCUACAGGGUUUAUCAGAAGAAAGCUCCUGGGCUUUGUUCGAACGAACAGUAUUCACCACAAGUCUAUCAAGACAACCAAAAUUCCUAGAGAUUGGUAAAAAAAUCAUCAAUAAGUGUAAAGGGUUACCUCUUGCAAUACAAGUAAUGGGGAGUCUCAUGCAAUCCAAGAUCGAAGAAAGUCAAUGGCAAGCUGUGUUAGAUAAUGAAAUAUGGGAUAUACCACGUGCUACAGAUAAAAUCAGACCAGAGUUGUGGCUAAGCUAUGUUAAUUUGCCUUCUGAAGUGAAGAAAUGUUUUGCCUUUUGUGUCCUUUUGUCCGAAGGAUAGUGUUAUUGAAGUAGAUAUGCUG